Molecule: messenger RNA, 1397 nt
Organism: Cucumis sativus (cucumber)
Lineage: Eukaryota; Viridiplantae; Streptophyta; Magnoliopsida; Cucurbitales; Cucurbitaceae
Product: sorbitol dehydrogenase
Molecular function (GO): zinc ion binding; oxidoreductase activity, acting on the CH-OH group of donors, NAD or NADP as acceptor
Source: RefSeq, a predicted model, not a curated record
AGAAUGUAAACAAUGGAGAAUCGAAUUCCUUAAGAUUGAGAUAUUUCUUUUCAUUUUUAUUAUAUUUUAAGAAUAUAAUAUAUAAACAACAGGUGAGGCUUCGAUCUCAUACACAAUCACCUCUGCCUACAACGGUGACUCAAAUUUCAGUCCACGCAGGGAGUAGAGAGAAAAUAUCAUGGGUAAAGAAGGAAUGUCUCAGGGGGGCAGUGGCCAAAAUGGAGUUGAAGAAAAUAUGGCUGCUUGGCUUUUGGGUGUCAAUAACUUGAAGAUUCAACCUUUCCACCUACCUCCUCUUGGACCCCGUGAUGUUAGAGUUCAGAUGAAGGCCGUUGGUAUCUGCGGCAGUGAUGUUCACUUCUUCAAGACUCUGAAAUUGGCACACUAUGUCGUUAAGCCAAUGGUGAUUGGGCAUGAAUGCGCUGGGAUUGUUGCCGAAGUUGGGGCUGAUGUUAAGCAUUUAGUGCCGGGGGAUCGGGUCGCACUGGAGCCUGGCAUUAGUUGCUGGAAAUGUCGUCAAUGCAAAGAAGGCCGCUACAAUCUAUGCUCAGAGAUGAAGUUCUAUGCCACUCCCCCUACUCAUGGUUCUCUUGCAAAUGAGGUGGUUCAUCCAGCAGACCUGUGUUUUAAAUUGCCAGAAAAUGUUAGCUUUGAGGAAGGAGCCUUGUGUGAACCCUUAGGUGUUGGUAUUCAUGCUUGUCGACGUGUUAACGUUGGUCCAGAAACAAAUGUUUUGAUCAUGGGAGCCGGACCAAUUGGACUUGUCAAUUUGAUGGCUGCACGUGCAUUUGGUGCACCUCGGAUUGUCAUUGUUGAUGUGGAUGACUAUCGGUUGUCUCUUGCAAAGGAUCUUGGAGCAGAUGAAGUUGUUAAAGUUUCAACUGACAUUCAGGAUGUAGAUGAAGACGUCACUCAAAUUCAAAAAGCCAUGAAAGGUGAGAUAGAUGUGACAUUGGACUGUGCUGGCUUUGAAAAGACAAUGUCAACAGCCUUAAAAGCCAGCCGACCUGGUGGCAAAGUUUGUCUCAUUGGACUGGGUCACAUUGAGAUGACUGUUCCACUAGGUCCAGCUGCAGCAAGGGAAGUUGACAUAAUUGGCGUGUUUCGGUACAAAAACACAUAUCCUGUGUGCUUGGAGUUUAUAAGAAGUGGUAAGAUUGAUGUGAAGUCGAUGAUAACACAUAGAUUUGGUUUCUCACAGAAGGAGGUGGAAGAGGCCUUUGAAACCAGUGCUCGUGGUGGUAAAGCUAUUAAGGUCAUGUUCAACCUGUAAACUCUCAUACAUUGAGAGACAGACACAAAGUGCUGUGUGUUCUGCAUGUCUCAUAUCAAUUGUACUCUGCAGAGUAAAAAAUCAAUAAAAUCUGUUCACAAUGUGAUAUUUAUAUUUCAUAUUA